GUCUGACAAGAGCAAGUGAAGAGCGAUCGGAAAAACAAAAACAUUGUAAUUUCACUCGUACUUCUUAUCAUAAGCUGACGAAAUUGAAAUUCCUCCGUUCAAAUUAAAGUUUUCGCAAAAUGUUGAACAUUACGCGGAAGGUGGGCAAUUUAACGCUGUUGCGGACAGUUCGGUCGAGCAUUUCCGGCAUGGAGCUUCCGGUUAUCGAAACCGCCAUCAGGAACUUGAGUUCCGGGAAAUUUAACAUCCAGGAGGAAGCUAUCGCUGGAAGACCGCUCUAUUUAGAUGCCCAAGCAACUACGCCUCUGGACCCUCGAGUGCUCGAUGCCAUGCUACCGUACCUAACGUCUUACUACGGAAACCCACAUUCCAGGACCCACGCAUAUGGCUGGGAAUCGGAAGAGGCAAUGGAAAAGGCCCGCACUCAGGUGGCCAAACUUAUUGGAGCCGAUUCGAAGGAAAUUGUAUUUACAUCCGGAGCAACUGAAUCGAACAAUAUCUCUAUCAAAGGAGUGGCACGAUUUUACGGUGCAAAGAAGCGGCAUGUUAUAACGACCCAAACCGAACACAAGUGUGUGCUGGACUCGUGCCGAGCUUUGGAAGGGGAAGGAUUUCGGGUAAGCUACUUGCCCGUUCAAACCAGCGGCCUGAUUAGGUUGGAGGAUUUAGAGAAUGCUAUCACACCGGAAACUGCACUGGUGUCCAUAAUGACCGUUAACAAUGAAACCGGAGUCAAACAACCUAUUGCCGAUAUCGGUAGAAUUUGCAAAUCUAAAAAGGUAUUUUUCCAUACCGAUGCAGCCCAAGCCUUUGGUAAAAUUCCGUUGGACGUAAACAAAAUGAACAUCGAUCUUAUGUCCAUUUCUGGUCAUAAAAUUUAUGGACCCAAAGGAGUUGGUGCUCUGUAUGUUCGCAGACGUCCACGGGUUCGUGUUGAGGCAAUCCAGAGUGGUGGAGGACAGGAAAGAGGUAUCCGAAGUGGAACCGUUCCAACUCCUCUAGCGGUUGGCCUGGGAGCUGCUUGCGAGAUUGCUCAAAAAGAAAUGGAAUACGACCACAAGUGGGUCGAGUUUCUUUCGAAACGUUUGAUCGAACGAAUUUACAGUGCUUUGCCUAAUGUGAUCCGUAAUGGCGAUCCCGAACAAAACUAUCCUGGAUGCGUUAAUCUUUCGUUUGCAUUCGUUGAAGGAGAAUCGCUGUUGAUGGCCUUGAAGGAUGUGGCACUCUCUAGUGGAUCGGCUUGUACUUCGGCUUCGCUGGAACCAUCUUACGUUUUAAGAGCUAUCGGUGCCGAUGAAGAUUUGGCCCACAGCUCGAUUCGAUUUGGAAUGGGUCGAUUUACAACAAUCGAAGAAGUUGACUACACCGCAGAUAAAUGUAUUAAGCACGUAACGCGAUUGCGGGAAAUGUCACCACUGUGGGAGAUGGUGCAGGAAGGAAUCGAUAUCAAAUCUAUCCAGUGGUCUCAGCACUAAUAAUCUUGAUGGUAGGGAUCGCAGCUUCUAUUGGGAACAUUUCAAAGAUUGUUCCCGUUUAUUAUCAUAUGUAUAGACAUGAGUUAUAAAUCAAAAGUACGAUUUGUAUGUUAUGUUACUUUUGCACGUAUACAUGUUAAAUAAACAAAAUUCAUUAAAUACAAAAACUCAUAA
Uranotaenia lowii is the source of this 1649-nucleotide messenger RNA. It is a transcript of the gene Nfs1, whose product is annotated as cysteine desulfurase, mitochondrial. The transcript has 3 exons. Bases 120 to 1475 code for a protein of 451 amino acids. NCBI's taxonomy places the organism in Eukaryota, Metazoa, Arthropoda, Insecta, Diptera, Culicidae. Gene Ontology annotation, biological process: [2Fe-2S] cluster assembly. Gene Ontology annotation, molecular function: pyridoxal phosphate binding; cysteine desulfurase activity. The record is from RefSeq and is a predicted model, not a curated record. Gene Ontology annotation, cellular component: cytosol; mitochondrion; nucleus.